This is a messenger RNA of Sphaeramia orbicularis (orbiculate cardinalfish), 923 nucleotides long. RefSeq names its product LLP homolog, long-term synaptic facilitation factor (gene llph). Gene Ontology annotation, cellular component: nucleolus. Lineage: Eukaryota; Metazoa; Chordata; Actinopteri; Kurtiformes; Apogonidae. The transcript has 3 exons. The record is from RefSeq and is a predicted model, not a curated record. Gene Ontology annotation, biological process: dendrite extension. Gene Ontology annotation, molecular function: RNA binding. The coding region runs from base 107 to 487 and encodes 126 amino acids.
UUUCCCCCAGACUUGUAAACACGUGUAUCGGAGUCGCAUAUGUUCCUGUCGGCCCACGGAGAAAUUUCAGCAUCUAGUAUAACAUUCUUUCUAGUACAUUCUUGAAAUGGCAAAAAGUCUAAGAAGCAAAUGGAGAAGGAAGAUGCGGGCAGAGAAGAGAAAGAAAAAUGCUCCCAAAGAAUUGGCCCGACUCAAACAAGCUUUAAGUAAGGAUAAUAAAGGAGAGGCUGUCAUGACAGACAUGCAGGAGAUUGCCACUGUGGUGCCAGCCGACAAGAUCAAGAAACAGUCCGAUGUUGAAAUGGAAGAGGAACAGGGAGAUGAUGGAAGAAUGGAAAUGGACAGCAAACGCAACAAGAAAACUCUGUUGAAUGAACAUGGACAGUACCCUGCAUGGAUGAGCCAACGACAGGCCAAGAAAAUGAAAGGCAAACGGACGGCUAAGAAAGGUGCAUCAGGCAAAAAGAAGAAGGGCAUUGCCUGGUGAAACAGGAGAAACUACCAUAAGAACUAAGACCUUUACUUUGCCUUCAAGACUUUUGAUGCUGAACCCUUGGAUCAUUUCAAGUGUUCUUUAUUUUUACAUGAUAAAGUCAACUCUGCUGUUGACUCUCAUUCUGGUCAGCGGAUUACAAUAUGGUUAUACAAAAGAACCUGCUUCUGUUCAUUAAUUCACUGCAGGAAAAUGUUUGCUCUUAUGGAGCAACAACUCCGCUGUGGAUUCAGGAUAUGUUGAAAGAGAGUGAGACCUGUGCAAAAAUGUGUGUUGCUUAGCAGUGAAAGUGAGAAAAGGUUGGAACUUUCCACAUUCAUCAAAACAUUAAUUUACAGUCUUGCUCUGUUGAAUAUAUUUUGGUAUAUUUCUUUAGAUGUUUUAUUUCACAAUGUAAAUGACAGUACAAUAAAAAAUUAUAGCCCUCAAA